GCGCAUGCGCCAGAUAACAGGAAGCGUUAACAUUUUUGUUGUAGCGGCAGCUGAUAGCUCCACUGUCAACAGGGAAGGCUGGGACGUCUGCCGCCGCUUCAAACACGACAAAUAAACCCCUCCAGGAGAGAACAGAGGUCAAAGCAGCCCAGGAAGUACUGCGUGUUUGGGAGGCAACCUGAGUCGCUGUCCGACCACCAGUCCAGGGAGGAGGCCCAGCCCCCCAGCCGUCUCCUGCACAGGCCGCUAUGAGCUCCAGAGGGAGCGGAGGCCGAUCCAACGGCACGCUGCCGCAGACCAAGAUCUGCCAGUUCAAGCUGGUGCUGCUGGGGGACAUGGCUGUGGGCAAGUCCAGCCUGGUGCUGCGCUUCGUCAAGGGACAGUUCGAUGAGUUCCAGGAGACGACUAUAGGAGCUGCCUUCUUGGCUCAGUCGGUGUGUCUAGACGACACCACGGUGAAGUUUGAGAUCUGGGACACGGCGGGUCAGGAGCGAUACCACAGCCUGGCACCCAUGUACUACCGCGGAGCUCAGGCCGCCAUCGUCGUGUUUGAUAUCACUAAACCGGAGACCUUUGAGAGAGCCAAGGCCUGGGUGAAGGAGCUGCAGAGGCAGGCCAGUCCUAACAUCAUUAUCGCUCUGGCUGGAAACAAGGCCGACCUGUCCGAGAAGAGACUGGUAGAGUACGAGGAAGCCCAGACGUAUGCUGAGGACACCGGCUUGCUGUUCAUGGAGACCUCUGCCAAGACAGCCAUGAACGUCAACGAGCUUUUCUUGGCUAUCGCGAAAAAGAUGCCAAAAACAGACACCCAGAACCCAACACAUGCAGCACGACAUCGAGGAGUAAACCUCCAGGAUCCAGACGCCCACUCCACCCGAGCCUGCUGUGGUGGGAACUAACGCUCCAGAACCGACCCUGCUGUUCCCCCCCCCCCCCCCCCCCCCCCCCCCCCCCCAGCCCUGAAACCAUCACGUCGUGUCUCAGCAACAUGCAGGGGUGAGCCUGAUGUCUGGAAACCUGGUGUCCACUCACCUCUGUACGCUCCUGUCCAGGCAGACAGAAACUCAAAGGAACGGGGGAAGACAGAAGAAUGACACGAGCUGAAGCUAACGGCGCUCACACCUGAGUUCGUCCAUCCAGUGUGUUUCAGAACCUAGCAUUUCCUUUUGGAAGUUACAGGCAAAGACCGAGAAUGAGAUGUGGAAAAUCCAAAAAAAAAAAAAAUAAUAAUAAUAAAUUGUUGAAGGCAGUGGCAGGCCUGUUGUAGUAUUUAGCACUAAUAGUUAAAUUUUUGUUUCUCUCUGCCUUGCAUCAGUUCGACCCACACUUCUGUUGCAUAAAAAGGCCCAAACUGAACAGCACCUGCUUGUGAGUGGACAACAAGGAUAAAAAAAACAGCAGAAAGGGAGCUUUCUUCUUCUUCUUCUUCUUGGUGGAGCUCGCUUUGCCUCAUUCUGAACUGAUCGAACUUGGCUGUGAAUACCGCCCCAUACCCCUCUCCUGGAAUGAUCUGUACCCUUUCUGUCAUGCUUGAACUUCCCAAAAAACAAACAAAAAAAAGAUCCAUGCCGCAGUUUCUCAAACGUGUGAGCUUGGUGAAAUUUCUAGUGUGAUGGUUUAGACUUUUAUUGCCUUCUGGCUGUAAUAUUCCAGCCUGUCCAACUCAUGUCCUGUAGUCUAGAUAGAAACUUCAAUUUACUACAUGAGGCCAACAUGGAAGCUCAUAAAGAGCUAGACCUGUUUGUAUUUUACGUAUUUAUGAUGCAAUGUUGAGGAGAAAAAAAAUACCUGCAGUGUAGUGCAUGAGUAAUGACAAAGGCAAACUUUACCACAACACUAUGACACUGAUGUUGGGCCCUAAACAUUAGACUGGUAAUCUUUAAAUAUCUCUGCAGGGGGACCCAAAGCUUAGAUUUGCAUCAAAUACCAGGAUCCUGCUGUGAGGAGAUGUCUUAAACUGGUUGGUGAAGGGCUGCAUUGAUUGGGGGCGUUCUAGAUAAUGUCACGGUUUGUCUGCUUCGGUGCAUGUGAGAAUUCUGUCCUCAGAUAAUUGAUUUCCUGAGGUUGUUUGUCCAGUUAUGGGCGGGAUAGCACAAAAGAUCUAAAAUGGGGCUCAGAAUAAACCAUGUUGCUCUGAAGGAUCUUCUCUGGCCAUCUUCUGGUAAGUGUCCCUCGUUUGUCUCUCGUCACAGUGAUCUUAGAAUGCUUUAUUAAUGAACUUGUUUUCAGACGAUGCUCUUGAAACCAGUUAACUGUGCUUGGUAGCUGUCCGGCCUGGCUGAAGAAAGCAGGAAAAUAAUUGGUGAAAGACAAGAACAGAAGUGCCUACUCCCAGUUCUCUUUUUCCCUGGUGUGUGAUUUGUAGACAGGGUGCAGGAAAAGCACUUCCCCGACUGGCUUGUAUUCAAAACACGGCGCCUUGUCGUUAAGCUACACUGUAAUGGCUCUGAAUGGAGGUAAAGAAUUCUUGUCAGACACUGUAUGUCAUGUAUUGUCCUAAUUUUAAUGAACGUGUAUGUUGAUUUUAGCAGAUCACACUUGUAAACCUGGUAUGGAUUGUUCAAAGGACUCUAAUCAGUGUUAUAAAUCUAUUUGAUUUAAACCAA
Molecule: messenger RNA, 2606 nt
Organism: Fundulus heteroclitus (mummichog)
Lineage: Eukaryota; Metazoa; Chordata; Actinopteri; Cyprinodontiformes; Fundulidae
Gene: rab5b
Product: RAB5B, member RAS oncogene family
Exons: 6
Coding region: 249-899 (216 amino acids)
Molecular function (GO): GTPase activity; GTP binding
Source: RefSeq, a predicted model, not a curated record